AUGGGUCGCGGCGCCGGUGCUCCCCGUGGAGGGUACGGAGGAGGAUUCCGUGGCGGCUUCGCUGGCGGCGCUCGCCCGGCCACCUGCUACAAGUGCGGUGGACCCAACCACUUUGCCCGUGAUUGCCAGGCCCAAGCCAUGAAGUGCUACGCCUGCGGCAAGCUUGGCCACAUCUCCCGCGAUUGCACUGCUCCCAACGGCGGCCCAUUGAACACUGCCGGCAAGACCUGCUACCGCUGCGGCGAGACCGGUCAUAUCUCCCGCGACUGCACACAGGCUGAGGUCAACGGUGAUGCCACCGUUGCCCCUGUCGCUGCUGCUCCCGUCCCGGCCGCUGCCCCCACCGCUACUGUCGCUUAG
Molecule: messenger RNA, 360 nt
Organism: Alternaria metachromatica
Lineage: Eukaryota; Fungi; Ascomycota; Dothideomycetes; Pleosporales; Pleosporaceae
Exons: 2
Coding region: 1-360 (119 amino acids)
Biological process (GO): positive regulation of cytoplasmic translation
Cellular component (GO): cytoplasm
Molecular function (GO): mRNA binding; zinc ion binding; single-stranded RNA binding
Source: RefSeq, a predicted model, not a curated record